AUGUCAUUUGUCGAGGAUCUAUUUUCGAUCCUUUACUUCAGCAAAAUCGGAGGCAAAUUUUGGGUUUAUUCGGACUCCGUUCUUCAGAAUCUUUCUCAAUCCAUGUCGAACAUGACGUGUGACAGCAUUGAUGUAGGGUUGGAUGGAUGCCGCAAUGAGUCCUAUGCUCUCAUCCUUAAAUUAAUUGCAAUUGCCGCCAUUCUCAUUACAGGAGUGUGUGGUGUUGCAAUUCCUUUAGUCGGCAAAGAGUGCCGAUUCUUCCGCACUGAUUCGAAUUUCUUUGUUGUCGCCAAAGCCUUUGCUGCUGGUGUCAUACUCGCCACUGGCUUUGUCCACAUGUUGCCUGAUGCCACAUCAUCAUUAACCGACCCUUGUCUACCUAAAUUUCCAUGGUCAGAGUUUCCAUUUUCUGGGUUCAUAGCAAUGAUGGCUGCAUUGGCUACAUUGCUGGCUGAAUUUAUUGGGACUCAGUACUAUGCAAGGAGACAAGAGAAACAGAACCAUAGUGUUCAGGCUGAUUCAUUGGAUUUGAUCUCUGAAUCCAGCAUCGUUCCAGUGGAGAGAAGGGAGGGUGACGAAACGGUGUUUGGAGAAGAGGAAGGGGGUGCAAUGCACAUUGUUGGGAUGCAUGCGCAUGUGGCACAUCAUAGACACAGCCACUCCCAAGAAAAGGGGGCGUGCGAAGGUCAUUCAAGUUCUCAUGGCCAUUCGCACUCGCAUGGGAUUGGUGGUGGAGAUGAGGAUGGUGGUGUGCGUCACGUUGUUGUUUCACAGGUUCUGGAACUAGGGAUAGUAUCGCACUCGAUUAUCAUUGGACUUUCUCUUGGAGUUUCACAUAGUCCAUGCACAAUUAGACCUUUGAUUGGGGCAUUAUCAUUCCAUCAGUUCUUUGAAGGGAUUGCUGUUUCUUCAAGUUACAACCCUAAGAGCUCUAGAGCUUUGGUCGUUGAAGGUAUUUUCGAUUCAAUAUCAGCUGGAAUUUUGGUGUACAUGGCACUCGUGGAUCUGAUUGCAGCCGAUCUGUUGAGUAAGAAAAUGAGCUGCAAAGUGAGGCUUCAGUUGCUGAAAAACGAUCCUAUCCUAUUUCAGUUUUGCGGUGUUGAUGUAACUUAUCAAAGAAAACCUUUCAGAAAAAGAACAUUCAUUGCUGAAAAACGAUCCUAUCCUAUUUCAGUUUUGCGGUGUUGA
Fraxinus pennsylvanica is the source of this 1188-nucleotide messenger RNA. The record is from the annotation of a GenBank genome assembly. NCBI's taxonomy places the organism in Eukaryota, Viridiplantae, Streptophyta, Magnoliopsida, Lamiales, Oleaceae.